AUGCUACAUUUCUCUCUGUGUUUUUAUACAUUCAUUUGCAGGUUAAACCAGGAGCUGCUGGUGGAGAACAACACCACUCUUUGCAACCGCACAGUUCCUGCAACCCAUCUUGUAGGAGACUCAUCGUCCUCGGUGGAGUUUUUCGUUGCUGUGGCCGUCUUGGCUUUCCUCUAUUCAAUGGUGGCUCUGCUGGUCUAUCUGGGCUACAUGCAUGUGUACCGAGACUCUGACUUCGGCCCUAUGUUUGAUUUUGCGCUGACAGCAGUCUUUGCGUUCCUGUGGCUGGUGUGCUCGUCUGCCUGGGCUCGAGGUCUGCAGACGGUGAAGGACGCCACCGGUACGGCUGGCAUUGAAUCCACUCUGGCGCUCUGUACGGACAAAGAUGUCAAAUGUGAAGUCACUGAGUACGCCAGCCUGCACUCGCUCAAUAUAUCUGUG
Molecule: messenger RNA, 438 nt
Organism: Sinocyclocheilus rhinocerous
Lineage: Eukaryota; Metazoa; Chordata; Actinopteri; Cypriniformes; Cyprinidae
Product: synaptoporin-like
Exons: 2
Cellular component (GO): synaptic vesicle membrane; synaptic vesicle
Source: RefSeq, a predicted model, not a curated record